CCACGCAGGAUAAUACCCGGAACUACCGCCCCAUCCGCCGAAAAAAACCGGAAGAAGCUGAUGGUGGCUGGCGAGGUCCAAAAGUUUCCGCCUAGCUCCUCUGUUUUAUUCUUUCCCCGCCUCCUCCGCGGAAGCCGAGCGCCAAACUCAAACUUUUAACAGGACCCGGACGUCUUUUAGGCUAGUGCUGCGGACCGGGUUUGUUGGAGUUUCCAGCACACCGGCCGGGGAAGCGGUUCAGCAUGAGCCAGGUUCUGUUCCAGCACCUCGUCCCGUUGCAAGUGAAAUGCAAAGACUGCGAGGAGAGGAGAGUGAGUAUUAGACUGAGCAUUGAACUACAAUCAGUUUCUAAUCCAGUUCACAGAAAGGAUUUAGUUAUCCGUCUGACUGAUGAUACUGAUCCAUUUUUUCUGUAUAACCUUGUUAUAUCAGAGGAAGAUUUUCAGAGUUUAAAAUUCCAGCAAGGUCUUCUGAUAGACUUCUCAGCUUUCCCACAAAAAUUCAUAGAUCUCCUUCAGCAGUGUACUGAAGAACAUGCCAAAGAAAUUCCAAGGUUUUUGCUACAGUUAGUUUCUCCAGAAGCUAUUUUGGAUAACUCACCUGCUUUUUUGAAUGUGGUAGAGACAAAUCCUUUUAAACAUCUUACACACCUUUCAUUAAAACUGUUACCUGGAAAUGAUGUGGAAAUAAAGAAGUUUCUAGCAGACUGUUUGAAAUGUAGCAAGGAAGAAAAAUUAUCAUUGACACAAUCACUAGAUGACGUUACCAGGCAACUGAAUUUCACACAAAAGACACUAUCAGAAAAAAUCCAAGAAUUAGAUAAGUUACGGAAUGAAUGGGCGUCACACACAGCAACAUUGUCAAAUAAGCAUUCUCAAGAACUGACGAAUGAGAAGGAAAAAGCUUUGCAGGCACAGGUUCGAUACCAACAGCAGCAUGAACAACAGAAAAAAGAUUUAGAAAUCCUCCAUCAACGAAACAUCCAGCAGCUACAAAACAGAUUGUCUGAGUUAGAAUCUGCUAAUAAAGACCUCACUGAAAGGAAAUAUAAAGGAGACUCUACCAUCAGAGAACUUAAAACAAAGCUGUCUGGUGUUGAAGAGGAGCUCCAGCGGGCUAAGCAAGAAGUCCUCUCUUUGCGAAGAGAGAAUUCUACACUUGAUGCUGAGUGCCAUGAAAAAGAAAAGCAUAUUAAUCAUCUACAAACAAAAGUGGCUGUUUUAGAACAGGAAAUCAAGGAUAAGGAUCAGCUUGUUUUAAGAACAAAAGAAGCAUUUGAUACAAUCCAGGAACAAAAGGUGGCUUUAGAAGAAAAUGGUGAGAAAAAUCAAGUACAACUAGGAAAACUUGAAGCUACAAUAAAAUCAUUAUCAGCUGAACUUCUUAAGGCAAAUGAAAUUAUCAAAAAGUUGCAAGGGGAUCUGAAGACCUUAAUGGGUAAAUUGAAACUGAAGAAUACAGUAACUAUUCAGCAAGAGAAACUCUUGGCUGAGAAGGAAGAAAAAUUACAAAAGGAACAAAAAGAAUUACAAGAUGUUGGACAGUCUCUCCGAAUUAAAGAGCAAGAGGUAUGCAAGUUACAAGAACAAUUAGAAGCUACAGUUCAAAAACUUGAAGAAAGCAAACAGCUUCUAAAAAAUAAUGAGAAGUUAAUCACAUGGUUAAAUAAAGAAUUAAAUGAAAAUCAGCUAGUGAGAAAGCAAGAUGUAUUGGGACCUUCAACCACUCCACCUGUACAUUCUAGUAGCAACACCAUCAGAAGUGGAAUUUCUCCUAACUCUAAUAUGGUUGAGAGUAGACUGACUUACCCAACUUGUGGGAUUGGUUAUCCUGUCUCCUCUGCAUUUGCAUUCCAGAAUACCUUUCCUCAUCCUAUAGCUGCCAAAAAUACCAUCCACCCAGUUUCAGGACCAAAGGUGCAGUUUAACUUGCAGUUUACAAAACCAAGUACAUCACUAGGAGAUGUUCAAUCAGGAACAACUGUUAGUAUGCCUUGCUCAACUGAUAAGGAAAAUGGUGAAAAUUUAGGGCUGGAACCCAAAUAUCUGAAGAAAAGGGAAGACAGCAUUCCUUUACGUGGGCUCAACCAAAAUCUAUUUAAUAAUCCAGAUAAUCUUUUUUUGUCCUCAUUUGCAGACCAUCAAAAAGACGGCACUUUAGGAGCAUUACAGACAUCUUCAAAACCGGUAGUGCUCCCUUCUACGUCUUCAGCGUAUUUCCCUGGGCAGCUACCAAACAGUUAAUCCUAUUGUCAUCUUUUACUUUUAUUGAAAUUUUAGAAAUUCAGCGUGGUUUUAAUAUAGAAACAGCACAGAUCAAAUUCUGAAUAAGCAAGUUUCAAAGUUUAUUGAGCUACUGUAUUAAGAUUGUUUGGAUCCUUUAAGUACUGCUGUCGUUUAUGCAGUUUAGAGGGGCAAAUUUGUACUAGGGAAUGGGUGAAGAUUCUUUUUAGUUUGGAACAUGGUGUUUUGUAGAAUAAUAGCAUGAAUUUUAUUAAACUAAUCCUUAGAAAUUCUCAGAAGUUCUAAGGAAAGAGUUGAUCCUUGUAAGGGAAUUCUAAUCAUAUUCAAUAUCUCAAUUAAAACCUGCUCAGAUAUAUAUACUAGUAUGAAACCAAAGAAUGCUAUCAAUUCAUUUUAUCAUUUUCAUUAGUACUAUAAAAGUUUUAAAUUUGCCACCUGAGAAUUUUAAGGGAAAAUAAUGAUCUCUUGAGAUAUAUUAUUUUUUUUGUGCGGUAUGCGGGCCUCACUGUUGGGGCCUCUCCCGUUGCGGAGCACAGGCUCCGGACGCGCAGGCUCAGCGGCCAUGGCUCACGGGCCCAGCCGCUCCGCGGCAUGAGAUCUUCCCGGACCGGGGCACGAACCCGUGUCCCCUGCAUCGGCAGGUGGACUCUCAACCACUGCGCCACCAGGGAAGCCCGAGAUAUAUUAUUGAUGAUAUUUACAGUAAAGGGAAAAGUCCUGAAAUUACCUUAAAUGAAUAAAUUCUUCAUAGCAAGUAAAUAUUUUCCUUGAAACCUUUAUCUUUUGAAUAAGUCUGUUAAUUUUGAUAAAUUUAUUGUACAGAAAAUCUUGGACGCUCUAAUUACAUGACCAGAUUAGGUACAAAGUGCUUUUAGUCAUUUGAGGUGCAGAGUUUAUGGAUUUAAUGCUUCCUGGAAGUCUACAGUCAUCCACUUUUUCUCCUUCAUUUGGAGUUUUGUUUGUUAUGCAGUUAAAUCUGUAUUAGUGGAAUAUUUGUUUUAAAAAUUAGUACUUACACAAAAUAUUUACUGAGCAUCAUGAAUAUUCGUUUUGCUUAUAUCAAAAUAGGUUCAUUUUCAUGUUUGCUUAUUAGUAAAGUAGGCAAAAUGAAUAAUGUUAGAAGUUACAACUUUCUUCUCUUCCCUAUAAUUAAAAGUUUUAAGUAAGAAUUGUUCCUUGGGAAAAAUGAGGUAAUUUUUAAAAAUUCACCCAGAAUCACAGGGUUGCAUUUUGUUUUCUUACUGACAACCAUCCAGUAGAGUAGCAUUCUCUUAAGAAAACUCGAAAUCAAUUUGUUAGCAGAGAUUGCUAAUGCUUAUGUGAUACUUAAAAAAAAUAUUUUCAAUGACCUUAUUACACAGAUGAGGAAAAGAGACAUUUCAGGAUAUUGAUGACAUACUAAUGUUAUUGGCUUCCAUGGUAAGACAAAAAAUAUUUGCUAAUUUUUUUAUGAAGCCACAGUAUUCUUUCCUUACGAUACUUUUGAAACUACUGGCAACCACAAGCUGUCUUAAACAAGGGAUCUUAUCUAAAAAAUUUAAUAACCGUUAUUAGGUAGUCACUUUUUAUAUAUAUAUUUUUGUCAUUUAGAUAUACUACAUUAGUAAGAAUACUCAGUUAUAAUAACUUGAAAGCACUAAUAAUCUGGAAAGAAACUUUCUGGCAAUCUUGGAAUCUUUCCUGUAAAUAGUAUGUAAUAUAAAACUUUGUGACAAGGGUUUGGAUAGGAUACAUGACAUAACAGGUAGCUCUUUUUUUAAAAUAUAGAUAUCCUUUUCCAUAUCCACGCAUGGAAAAUUGGGAGGACUCCCAAAAG
This is a messenger RNA of Physeter macrocephalus (sperm whale), 4059 nucleotides long. RefSeq names its product SAS-6 centriolar assembly protein (gene SASS6). Bases 243 to 2243 code for a protein of 666 amino acids. Gene Ontology annotation, biological process: centriole replication. NCBI's taxonomy places the organism in Eukaryota, Metazoa, Chordata, Mammalia, Artiodactyla, Physeteridae. Gene Ontology annotation, cellular component: centriole; centrosome. The record is from RefSeq and is a predicted model, not a curated record. The transcript has 17 exons.